AUGUACGUAGCUCUCGCCUUUUAUUCGUUCCACACUGCGUACACCACUGUAUCUCAAAUCGGAAAGUAUCAAGAAAAUAAUAAAUUACGGAACUACGGUGCUGUGAUUGAGAGAUUUGAAAAAGACCUUAAAUAUAUUCUUGUUUGGUCAACGAACUCAGAACAAGCUGAAAGUCUCUUACAAUACGAGGGACAAGAAACCUUCAUAGAGCGAGAUUGUCCUGAAAUAAAUUGCUACAUUACAACAAACAAGACGAUAUUAAACGAUGACUACGAGAAUUUCGACGCUAUUGUGUUUAACAUGAGCAUAUUCUGGCAACCCGGGGGUUUCUCCAACCUCCCAGAGCACAGGGCGAAACGUCAAAAAUAUGUAUUUUACGGAAUUCAACCGUCCGACAGCCAUCCUAUAUGCAACCUUCGCAUAGAUAACUUCUUCAACUGGACGUGGACUUACAAAUUUUAUUCUGAUAUCUACAGUCCUUUUAUUGAAGUGAAGAAUCUUGUGGGAAACGUUGUGGCUCCGAACAGGAAUGUGAUUUGGAAGAACGACUUGCGAACUUCGACCAAAAGUGACGUAGUUAGAGUGAGUACUAAGACGAAGGCUAUAGCGUGGGUUUUGGACAAUUGUAGAACAAACACAUACACUACGUUUGGAAUACAAAAGUUACGCAAAGCUUUAAAAGAAUUUAAUUUGACGAUAGAUGUAUACGGAUGUGGUAAUUUGAAUUGUCCUAAAGAAGGAUGUUCGGAGACUAUCCAGAGAGAAUAUUACUUCUAUUUAGCUUAUGAUGGGAGUAUUGCGGAGGAUUAUGUAACUACUGAAGUAUUGAAGGCUUAUCAUAAUGAGGCUGUGCCCAUUGUGGUGGGAGGUGCUGAUUACACCAGGUAA
Messenger RNA from Spodoptera littoralis (African cotton leafworm), 888 nucleotides. NCBI's taxonomy places the organism in Eukaryota, Metazoa, Arthropoda, Insecta, Lepidoptera, Noctuidae. The record is from the annotation of a GenBank genome assembly.